AUGUCCACCAGGCUGCCGACGAAUUUCACCCUGCCGACGACGAUGAACCUCGGAAGCUCCGAACCGCCAUCAUUGAACAUGCCCACGAGAGGACUAGACCGCGAGAAUCUCAGCGCGCGCACCUGCCGCCACGCGCCUUGGAGGAUCGGCCAGAAGGAUUUGGUGAAUUUUGGUGGAUUUUGCUCCAAUGCUGCGUUAACUUCAGUUGUGACACUUCAGCUGCGACACUUAACUUCACCAGCACUGGAUGUUGUCGUGGUAGUUUGUGUUUUUCGGUGUAAAUGGUUGUUGCAUUUCGUUAUAGAUUGUCUGCUAAUUUAUGGAUUUCGGUGGUGGGAUGACAACAUUGCUUGUGUGUUUCUGGAUUUGGUUCGCUCACGGUCGGAAUCGCAGCACGGGUGUGUUAUGGACGUGUCCCCCGAUGGGACUAAGUUUUGGACGCCUUCGUGUGAUGCGGCGGUUAGGCCUUUUCAGGGGCAGACUUUUCCUUCUCUCGCUCACGGUAUUGAUUUUUAUCGUCAGCAGGGUGUUGCUGUGAAAGACUUGUUGGUUUGUUCGCGUGAGGGGUUCAAGCAGGCGGUGCAGGGCUCUGUUGUUGUGGAUGCUGCGUUGGAUCAAGCACCUGUGGCUCCGAAGCGCCGGCGUGUUUCAAAUAGGGUGGGGUGCAGAGCGAGGUUGGUGUUGAAGAUGGGUGACGAUGGGGUUUUUGUGGUUCAUUUUAUUGAGCUACGGCAUAAUCAUUGUUUGUGCUCGGAUGUGGCUAAGCCUUUCUUGCGGGGUAAUCGUUCCAUGGAUGUGCAACAUCAGAUUUUUGUGCUUAAGUGUGCUAGGGCCAACGUUGGGCCAAAUAGGUCGUUUCGUUUGGCUAGGGAGUUUGCUGGGUCGUAUUCAAAUGUUGGUGCGACAUGUGUCGAUUUUAAAAAUUUGAAGCGUGAUUUAAUGGCAUUUAUUGGAACGUCAGAUGCUCAUAUUGUUGUGAAAAAAUAUGCUAAGAAGGUAGAUGAUUGCCCGGAUUAUGUCUUUAGAUAUGAUGUUGAUUCUCAGGAUCAGUUAUGUAGGGCUUUUUGGACUGACCCUAUUGCGAAGGAAAAUUUUUCAGCUUUUGGAGAGGUGGUGUCGUUUGAUGCAACUUAUGGGACUAAUAGGUAUGGUAUGGUGUUGGUCCCGUUUACUGGUGUUGAUAAUCACAAGAGAUGUGUCACAUUUGCAAUGGGGUUGAUUUCCCGUGAAGAUGUGGACUCUUACGUGUGGCUUCUCCAGCAAUUUAAAAGUGCAAUGGGUUGUGUGCCUAGUUGCACUAUCACUGAUCAAGAUCCUUCGAUGCGGGUUGCAGUCCCUCAGGUGUUUGAUACUACGCGGCACAGGUUUUGUAUGUGGCAUAUUAUGUCAAAGGUUGGCGAGAAGGUUGGUAAUGUUCUAUCUAAAGAUGAAGAGUUUCGGCGCGCGUUGAAUGAUGUUGUUUGGUGUGAGACGUCGUCUGUGGAGGAGUUUGAGCGGGGUUGGCAGGACGUUAUGAAAAAGUAUAGCCUUGUUGACCACCGAUGGUUUCGUCUUAUGUAUGAUCUGAGAUCGUAUUGGAUCCCUGCGUAUUUUAAUGAUAUUUUCAUGGGGGCUAUUGAUGCUCAAUGUUUGGCGCAGACCAAACUAAAUGCCGAGUGUGAGGGUCAUUUUCCUUUGUGCCAGACUCCGAUGUUGAUUGAGAAGCAUGCGGCUGCGGUGUACACUAUUAAUGUUUUUUAUGAUGUGCAAGCCGAGGUUAUCGCGGGAUCUUUUUCGUGUCGUGCUGUGCGUUCAAAUGUUGAAGGGCUGGUAACCCGGUAUGAGGUUGAAGAUGAUGAUGGCCCGGUACGCACCGUGAGUUUUGACUCUGGUAAUGAUGGUGUUGAGUGUACGUGUAACAUGUUUUCACGGGUUGGGUUACUUUGUCGUCAUAUUUUCUGGGUUUUCAAGGAUCGUAGGGUUGUUUCUAUCCCUUCUCGGUAUGUGAUCGCACGUUGGACAAGGGGGGCUUGUGUGCGACAGGUGUUGGGUGUUCAACGUGGUGGCGAUUCGGAGGUAGAUGUCGCAAUUGGUGAAGCUUGGGCAGAAUUUUUUUCGUGCGUGACCAUGGCUUCACGGAGUGUUGAGCAUGUUACCAAGUUGAAUGCAGCCCUAAAAGAUUUCAAUGCUUUUUUAUUGGCUGAGAAUGGUCCUACCGUUCGUGCUUCUUCUUCUAAGAAGCAACUUUUUGAGUCGUUUUGCGGUGCUUCGCCAGAUGGUCAGGUUAAUGUUCGUCCUCCUCCAAUCUCUAAUAACAAGGGUGGUGGCAAACGUUACAAAAGUACAAGGGAAUUAGCUAUUGAAAAGUCGGGGCGUCGACAACGCCAAUGUCAAACUUGUGAAAAGUAUGGGCAUAAUAGUCGUACCUGCCCGAUGCGCAACGUUGACGUUUGA
Messenger RNA from Ipomoea nil (Japanese morning glory), 2433 nucleotides. Its product is annotated as protein FAR1-RELATED SEQUENCE 9-like. The transcript has 6 exons. The coding region runs from base 1 to 2433 and encodes 810 amino acids. Gene Ontology annotation, biological process: regulation of DNA-templated transcription. Gene Ontology annotation, molecular function: zinc ion binding. The record is from RefSeq and is a predicted model, not a curated record. Lineage: Eukaryota; Viridiplantae; Streptophyta; Magnoliopsida; Solanales; Convolvulaceae.